Molecule: messenger RNA, 1768 nt
Organism: Rhodamnia argentea
Lineage: Eukaryota; Viridiplantae; Streptophyta; Magnoliopsida; Myrtales; Myrtaceae
Product: RING-H2 finger protein ATL51-like
Exons: 2
Coding region: 387-1499 (370 amino acids)
Biological process (GO): protein ubiquitination
Molecular function (GO): transferase activity
Source: RefSeq, a predicted model, not a curated record
GUGAACCCUCACCAUGUUUUUCACUGCUUUCCACGCCUCUCCCUAUUUGUCUCCUUUUUCAACACCACCUUCUAACUUUUUUUUUUUGGCUGUCUCUGCGGACAAAGUUUCGUUCCUCCACAUAUAAUCUUGCCCUGUACUUGCCCAUUCUUGCCUGCCUUAGCCUACACAGCUUCUGUCAUAAGCCAAAUCAGGAAUUUUGUGUUUUUGCAGCUUCUGUCCGGUUUCUGAUCAAGAACCCACCAUCAGAAAGCCUUCCAAUCCACACCCACUUCUCAGUGCCCUCAACGUGCAGAAGCUCUCCUGAUGUUCCCAAGUCUUCAUUUUUUCAGGAUUAGAAGCGUCAUCUAGAGUUGAGACAUAUAUCAGAAUCUCUUUAGCUUCUUAUGGGGUCUGUGGGAAACCCGAAAACUUGGGUACCAUUCACAUACACAAACACAAACACAAGAGACUGUUCACAGGGGUUUUGCAGCUUAUACUGUCCACAGUGGUGUUAUAUGGUCCUCCCGCCGCCACCACCGCCGCUCGAUUUCUCGGGUGGAAGCUCCGGUCUUAGACUCUCCCCUCUUGUGAUUGCGGUAAUAGGCAUCUUCGCGAGCGCUUUCCUGCUCGUGAGUUACUAUGCCUUGAUUUCGAAGUACUGUGGCAACACUGAGAAUAGGAGGAGAGAGGACCAAGAGCCCAAUGCACAGUUGGAAGAUGAUCACGACCCCGCGGUCCAUGAGCCGUGGCAGAUUGAGACAAUUGGAUUGGACGAAGCGGUGAUCAAGUCGAUCACGGUGUGCAAGUACAGGAAAGGUGUUGGGUUGAUCGAAGGGACUUGCUCGGUUUGUCUCAGCGAGUUUGACGAGGACGAAAGCGUAAGGCUUCUGCCCAAAUGCACACACGCUUUUCACAUCCCGUGUAUCGAUACAUGGCUCAAAUCCCACUCUUCUUGCCCCCUGUGUCGUUCUGACAUUGUUUUUGUCAGUGCUUCACCGUUUCAAUUACCUUCUUUGGCAGCUGAAAGUUAUCUGGGUGACGGUAACCGUUCUUCGGCGGGAAGCCAACAGGUAAAUGAAAGUUCAGCUGACGCACAAAAUUCAGGAAGGCUUGAAAAGGAAGAGGAAAUAGUGAGCGCAAAUCCUGCAACUCGUAAGAGACCCUUUCGAGUUUUUAGUGACCUGGGGUGCUGGGAGAACAGGCACACUGUAAUUGAGAUAGGUGAUGAAGGUGUCCGACGUAUGACUAGAUCUGUUUCGAUGGAUCAUUCAUGUCAGACACAGGUCACGAUUGCUGAUGUGAUUCAUCACCCAGAAGAAGAAGGCCUUCCUGUUGAAAAAUUCUUCAGCGAGGCAGGAUCAUCGGAGCCUUCAUUAGGAGAGUUAAGCAGGUCUGGCCGAACUAGAAAGCUUUUGGAUUGUCUGAUAGGUCCGGCGUCAAUGAAAAGAUCGUUUUCAAGCGGGAGAUUGCUGCUGAGCAGGCAAGGAAAUGUAAAAUCUGCAACCAUUCCUAAUUGACCAUCAUCUUAAGACAGAGUCUACGUAAGUCGUCGAUUAGGUCUGUGCUGCCCAAAGUAAAAUUUCAAUGGUCAUGACAUUGUGUUAAUUCAUUUCACCUGGUCAAGCAUAAGUUUGGAGAUCUGACUGAAGAAAGAAAUUUUGAGGGAGAGAGGAUGUGCCUCUAUAAGAAACCUACUUUGAUGCUCUAUUUAUUUUACUCCCUAUCAUGAUCUUUCAGGUGAUUCGCAUUUUCUAGUACCUGGAUUAGUCGGCAGAUGCACACGAUA